AGCAGCACGUUAGAUAUCUGUCACCUGUUAUGGCCGAACUAAAAGGCACUUUUUACCCAGAUUCGAAACACCCAAGAAACUCGACAACACAAAAAAAUACAAAAUUGAAAAUUAAAAAUGAGUCUUUAGAUUAUUGUUAUCCAUACUACGAUACAAUUAGCGAGGCAACAUUAUUCUUCUAGUCCAACAGAAGCUACACACAUUUGCGUCAUCUCUGACGCUGUUACACAGGCCAGCCGUGGUUUUCGGGUCGAAGGCAGAACUGCUGAAUCAGGAGAUCUUUUAUUAUUGUGCCGGCUCUGCGUGGGACUGUGCAUUCGCAGGCUAAUCACGGAGAGAGUGUACCCAUUUGUUAAGCUAUCCGGUUGCCCAGCGCGUAAUCGGGUCCCGAAACGAGUUUGGAUUGCUGGAGAGGAUUUCCACCGGAUCCAUUAGACACAUCAUGGCUACAGUGGCUCUACUCACAAGGCAGCGCAUGCUCGCCUGCUCCAUGCGGCUCCUCGGAGCCAAUCACUACAGAUGCCUGUCGGUGGCGCCAAAACUGGUGUUGAAUCCCCAGUUGAAGGAAGCUCGGAAGCAAAGCCUAGUCAUGCCCUUUGCUAUCACCCGUUACAGUCACAAGUCCGCGCCAACAGCCGCUGCUCCCGCGGCUACGCCGGUUGCAUCAGCAUCCAGCCCGCAAACCCCCAAGCCGGCUGCCACAACGUCGAGCGAUCUCUUUGGCGAAGCUGCCAACAUGGGUCUGUUCGCCAAAUUCAAACACAUGUACAAGCAGUACUGGUAUGUGCUCAUCCCGGUGCAUGUGAUCACGUCAGUGGGCUGGUUCGGAGGCUUCUAUUAUCUAUCAAAAAGUGGCGUGGAUGUGCCGUCACUGUUGCAAUAUAUCCACCUAAGUGAGACGAUCAUCGAAAAGGUCCAGGGCUCGGAUAUGGGUCACUACGCCAUAGCAUAUCUCUGCUACAAGGUGGCCACUCCUCUACGUUAUGCGCUUACUCUGGGAUGCACCACCGUUUCUAUCAAGUAUCUGGUGCAGCACGGCUACAUCAAGCCCAUACCCACGAAGAACGAGCUCAUCAAGAUGUACGAGGACAAGAAGGCCACGCGGGCCAGCGCCAAGGCCGACAAGGCGGAAAAGGCCGAAAAAGAUGAGAGCAAAUGAUCAUUGGCCGCGGGCGACGACUCGUUAGCGUUGUCGUCGUCGCCAUCGCCGCCGUUGCCACUGUCACAACAUCCUACUAAACCGCCGCCUCCGCUGCCGCUGCCGCCGCCAAAAUUCCGGUUGUUCUCUCCGUCUCCAAGGAUUAGCAGCGAGCAGCAGCGAUCGGCUCCCGGCGCUUGGCGAGCAGUUAACGUGUUAUCUUUUUUGUUGAACUGCCGCCGUAGCUGCCGGAAUUGGUGCUCAACGAACCUAACUCUUGUCCGGAACCAUAGCCGAUCACAAAAGCGCCGUCAACAAUGAGCGCCGUACACACAGAUACCAGCCACGCCCAUUUGAAAGCCCACUGAAAUACCAGUAGAACACCAUUUUCACACUUUCCUCUCCCCCCAUUGAUUUUAAUACAUCUGAAGUUAACGUUGCACCUGUA
Drosophila bipectinata is the source of this 1586-nucleotide messenger RNA. RefSeq lists its product as uncharacterized. The record is from RefSeq and is a predicted model, not a curated record. NCBI's taxonomy places the organism in Eukaryota, Metazoa, Arthropoda, Insecta, Diptera, Drosophilidae. Gene Ontology annotation, cellular component: mitochondrion.